This is a messenger RNA of Anoplophora glabripennis (Asian longhorned beetle), 2782 nucleotides long. RefSeq names its product chondroitin sulfate synthase 1-like. The coding region runs from base 1 to 1386 and encodes 461 amino acids. Gene Ontology annotation, molecular function: glucuronosyl-N-acetylgalactosaminyl-proteoglycan 4-beta-N-acetylgalactosaminyltransferase activity. Lineage: Eukaryota; Metazoa; Arthropoda; Insecta; Coleoptera; Cerambycidae. The transcript is spliced from 3 exons. Gene Ontology annotation, cellular component: Golgi cisterna membrane. The record is from RefSeq and is a predicted model, not a curated record.
AUGUCAAAUGAGAGUAAGAAUUGUCAAUUAAAAAAAAAUAAUUUUUUACUGAAUCAUAACUACUACGCAGGCAGACCAACGAGCAUCAACAGGUACGCCCCCACCAAGUUAGAAGACGUUCUCGAGUGGGAGCUGAUAUCCAAGACCCUGUACUCCCACAGGGACCUCAACCCGAGGAAGAGGAUCGGGUCUUCCUUGAAAGAGGGACUGGGCGACAUCACCAGAGAGAUAAUGCAACUGAUCAACUCGUUCUCCAAGCAAAGGGGCAGAGUGAUAGACUUCAAGGAGAUCCUGUACGGCUACUGGAGGUUGGACCCCGUCUACGGGGUGGACCUCAUCCUCGACAUGCUGCUGGUCUACAAGAAGUACAGGGGCCACAAGAUGACGGUACAAGUGAGGAGGCACGCCUACAUCCAGCAGACCUUCACAGGGAUCUUCGUGAAGGAAGUGGACAACCACGAGUACCCCGCGGCGUCCCAGUACCCCCCCAGCACCGAGCCGCUGCCCGUCCACAAGAAGCUGGUCCACCAGCUCUUCUCCAAGCUGAGCGAGAACCUCCAGCCGAUCCUGAACCUCCCCAACGCCACCAGGAAGACCUACGUCAACUUCGUCCUCCCCCUGAGCGGACGGUUCGACACCUUCCGCAGGUUCCUCCGGACGUACGAGGACGUCUGCCUCAAGGAGAAGGAAUACUCCCGCCUGUACGUCGUCCUGUACCGAAACGACGACAGUCCGACGGACUUCGAGAAAACCGCCAGGCUCCUCGAGGACGUCAGCCGGAAAUACGACGAUAGCGAGAUUAGAGUAAUACGCUCGAACGAUACUUUCGCCAGAGGCAAAGCGUUGCAACUCGGCGUGAACGCCCUGUCGGACGAGGAACUUCUGCUGUUCAUCGACGUGGACAUGGUCUUCGACAGGAAGAGCCUGGAGCGGGUGCGCAGGAACGCGGCACGGGGCAGGGCGAUUUACUUCCCCAUAGUGUACAGCCUGUACGACCCCGCUCUGUCGAACAAGUCUUACACGGACGCGGAUCACGAGGCGUUCACAUCGGAUUGCAUCGACGAAGAGACGGGCUUCUGGCGGCAGUUCGGUUUCGGCAUCGUCGGUCUCUACAAGUCCGACUACCUCGCCCUCGGAGGCUUCAAUCUGAUGAUCUCCGGGUGGGGCUACGAGGACGUGACGUUCUACGAUAACGCGGUCAAGUCGGGGCUGAGGAUAGCGAGGAGCGUCGAUCCCGAUCUCGUCCACGUGUUCCACUCGGUGAGGUGCGACGACCACCUCGACAUCGAACAGAAGAGCAUGUGCGUGGGGACCAGGGCGAGUACGUUGGGGUCGGUGGGAAGGCUGCAGUCGGUUUAUCUGAGGCACAGGGACUUGUUCAGGUAGCGGCGGCGGUUCGAUGGGUUCUCGUCUGUGAUUUUUUUUUUUGUUGUUGGGCGCCGAAAAUUUUUGUUGUGUACUCGAGAGGAUGAAAGGGUUGUAGGAAAUUUAAAACUGAAGUUUUAUGAAAAAUUGGAGUUCGGUCGCCACACCGAAUUAAGUUGGGAGGCGUUGCGACUCCCACUUUUAAGAUAAAAGGAAGUUUUAUUCGAUUUGGUUAGUCUCUCUGGAAUUAUUUUUAUUUUUGUAUGUUUAAAAUUUAAUUUUGAGAUGUAGGCAACUAGUAAAUAAGUUUGGCGUUCUGGUUGCCUAAAUACGUUAUUUAAUUGUGAUCGUAAUGGAAUGUAGGCAACCAACAGUACAAGCGUGAUGUUCUAGUUACUUAUUUCACUUUGAUUGUUAUGAGAUAUAGGAAACUGUCAUUAAUCUUCCUUGCAGAUAAAGCAAACUAUCUCGUUUGUAUUUGUUUUGAAACGCAUAGAAUCAACAUCUGGGCACCGACAAUUUGGCUAAGCAGUAAAGACGAUCCAUAUUCUAUUACGGAUCAGUGGUGGAAACGAAUGGAGAAGAAUUUUGAAGGACAGGCAACCAGCGAUACAAGCGGUUGCUUUUAUGGUUGCCUAUCUACCUGUUAAAUCCGGACGAAAAAAUGUUUUGAACGAGUUUUUGUAUGUUUGGAAUUAGAAAAAGACAAGAUGGAUAGUUCGUCGACCGAUUUAGGUGUUUUUUUUUUUUGAAAAAAUAACUACCGCUACCGUAACAGCCAAACUAAGAAUUGUACCAAUUAUUUAUUGCAUUUACCACGCAUUUAUGACAUAAUUUAAGUGAAAGACCAUAUUUUAUAUCCUUUAAUAAUUUCCGUGUUGUUCGAUUUUCGAAUCGAGAACCACUUGAUUCCUAACGUUAAUGUCGUUCGACAUUAAUAUUUCUGUGCUGUAAGAUAGAACCUUAAGAGAAUUGUUGUGAUAAACGGACUAAAACGGACAAUUUCUAAAUGUUUACUCUUCCACAUUCACAAUAAAGACCUUUAUACAGGGCGUAUCGCCGCCGGGAGAACUGCUAUCGUAGAUUCCAGUUAUUUCAACAACGUUUCAAAAAUUCGGAGGUACCUUCGACGACAACUGGGAUAUUUCGGUAGCGUAACUUUCGUGGCCACCCCGUGUAUAUCGCCGAUUUACUGCCAUAGAUCUGCUCAAGAGAUUUCGACGUACGGCUCUUUUCUAUGAGAAAUAGAAAAAUAUUUUCUAAAAAAAUAGAAUUACUCACCUUUGUUGCUUUUGUGGGUCUUGUAGAACGGAGCUGUCGCUUUUUUUAUAGACCAAAUUGUGAUUUAAAACUUAGCAAAUAUCUUAGCGAUGUAAGUGUAUGUGAUUAAAACGAUUUGUAAAUUUAGCAUCAAAUA